Messenger RNA from Haliaeetus leucocephalus (bald eagle), 1908 nucleotides. RefSeq names its product elongation factor, RNA polymerase II, 2 (gene ELL2). The record is from RefSeq and is a predicted model, not a curated record. Lineage: Eukaryota; Metazoa; Chordata; Aves; Accipitriformes; Accipitridae. Gene Ontology annotation, cellular component: transcription elongation factor complex. Gene Ontology annotation, molecular function: cis-regulatory region sequence-specific DNA binding. The transcript has 12 exons. Gene Ontology annotation, biological process: positive regulation of transcription elongation by RNA polymerase II; snRNA transcription by RNA polymerase II; transcription elongation by RNA polymerase II. Bases 1 to 1908 code for a protein of 635 amino acids.
AUGGCGGAGCUGCAGAAUGAGGAGCGCUACAGAGUGUCCUGCCGGAAAGAAGGGCAGAAUGUCACGGUGAUGCACGUCAAGCUGACCGAGACCGCCCUGCGAGCGCUGGAGAGGUACCAGGGCUGCAAGGAUCGUGUUUCUUCUCAACCUUCAAUUCAAUUUAAAGGAUCCCAAGGGCUUAUUAAAAUUCCCAGAGUUGAUCUGCCAAAUGAACAGCAUACAUUUAACUUCUACUUGUCAGAUGUUGGCAAAGAUAAUCCUCAGGGAAGCUUUGACUGUAUCCAGCAAACAGACUCAAGUUCUGAAGCCUCGCAACUCAGUUGCCUGGGACCUAUACAGAAUAAAAUUACAGUAUGUGCAACAAGUGAGUCCUAUCUGAUGACCAAAGAGCGCAUGACCCAGGCAGAAGAGGAGUCGCGCAAUCGAAGUGCAAAGUUUAUUAAACCUGGUGGACCAUUUGUAGGAAGAAAAGUACAGGUGAAGAGAGGACCACAGAACAUUCCAGAUACUGUGCCCGAGACGAAGAAACCAACACGCGUGACCUCUGCAAACACAGUACGGAAGACUCGUGCACAUAAUGCUAUUUCUCAGCGACCAUACAAGGAUAGGGUGAUUCACUUACUGGCACUGAAGAAUUACAAGAAACCAGAGUUACUUGCCCGCUUGCAGAGAGAUGGUGUCAACCAAAAGGACAGGAAUUCCCUUGCAACUGUCCUUCGGCAGGUAGCCAUCCUGAAUCCAAAGGAUAAUUCUUACGGUUUGAAGGAUUCUGUGUUUAAAGACAUUCAAAAGGAUUGGCCUGGAUACAAUGAAACAGAUAAACAGUCAUUGGAGUUAAUACUUGCUAAAAAAUUACAGUCAUCUCAGAAUGCCACCAGCCCCAGUCGUUUGGAAUCUGCUGUAAUUUUUAGUAAAGGUGCUCCAUCAACUUCUCAGAAAUGGGUUUUGAAUACCAAUUUUAGCAAUCCUCUGAUGACCAAAAAGCAGAGGAUAUCUCACCUGAACAGUCGAAUCCAGCCAUCGUGCAGUAGCCACUUGCUUGCCUCCAGGGAGAGCACCACUGCCGCCCCUCCACCGCCGCAGCCUCCCCGCCGUCCAGCCGCAGCUACUCCUGCUCCUCUGCCAAUGCCUCCCACUUUCCUUCCCACUUCCAACCCUCCUCAAACUGCCAGCUCCCACUCCCCCAGUACCCCUGAGGGGCAAAGGACACAAGACCUGCUGGUGGACAGCUUCGGUCAAAAGAGCAGUAGGAUCUGUGGGCACCAGCAACGAAAAUACACCUUUCAGACUCCUUCAGUAAUGCCAGCGCCUGCCGCGGUGCAGGUGGGGCCUCCCAAGCCCGCAGACAAGAAGCACCAAAGUUCUGAGAAGGUAAAAGAGCAUAAUAAGGAGGACACAAGCAAAAUGCAGGAUGCUACGAGUGCGAGCAAGGAGAAAGACUGUCAAAAAGAAGGAACUGCCAAGAUGAAAACGCUCUUCCAUUUGGAUUCAGGUCAAGGAGUUACAGAAACUUGCACUGCCUCCACAGAAGGUCCUUCAUCAGCAAGUGAACAACCAGACUACUUCGUAAAAUACAUAACUGUAGUCUCAUAUGAGCAACGCCAGAGUUACAAGAAUGACUUCAAUGCAGAGUACGAUGAGUACCGGAACUUGCAUGCUCGGAUAGAGAGUAUUAACCAGAGAUUCAUGCAGUUUGAUGCACAACGGAAGCUUCUUUCUCCAGGGUCCAAAGAAUAUAAGGUCCUUCAUGAGGAAAUCUUAGAAGAGUAUCAAAAGGUAAAUCAGAUUUGUUGGAGCCCCACCUACUAUCAAGACAAGAGUAGGUGUGAGUAUCUCCACAGGAAGCUGUCUCAUAUUAAGAGACUAAUAGGGGAAUUUGACCAACAGCAAGCAGGGUCAUGGCACUGA